Messenger RNA from Serpula lacrymans var. lacrymans S7.9, 1286 nucleotides. RefSeq lists its product as uncharacterized. Gene Ontology annotation, cellular component: cytosol. The record is from RefSeq and is a predicted model, not a curated record. Lineage: Eukaryota; Fungi; Basidiomycota; Agaricomycetes; Boletales; Serpulaceae. Gene Ontology annotation, molecular function: oxidoreductase activity, acting on the CH-OH group of donors, NAD or NADP as acceptor; NAD binding; formate dehydrogenase (NAD+) activity. The coding region runs from base 67 to 1143 and encodes 358 amino acids. The transcript has 10 exons.
ACUCAUCGCUUUUCUCACCAUCUCAUCCUCUCCCAUCCUCAUCCUCUCACAAAUAAUUCUAACAUCAUGAAGGUCCUCGCAAUCUUGUACAAGGGUGGUUCAGCUGCCAAAGAAGAGCCCAGACUCCUUGGUACCGUUGAGAACCAGCUUGGCAUCCGUGAAUGGCUCGAAUCCCAAGGUCACGAAUACGUCGUCAGCGAUUCGAAAGAGGGCCCCGACAGCGACUUCCAGAAGCACAUCGUUGAUGCUGAGGUUUUGAUUACCACCCCCUUCCACCCUGGUUACUUGACCGCGGAGCUGUUCGAAAAGGCCAAGAAACUUAAGAUCUGUAUCACUGCUGGUGUGGGUUCAGACCACAUCGACCUUAACUCUGCCGUCAAGAAUGGCGUACAAGUGCUCGAGGUGUCGGGCUCAAACGUCGUCUCCGUCGCUGAGCAUGUCGUUAUGUCUAUCCUUCUCCUCGUCAGGAACUUCGUCCCUGCACACGAGGUGAUUGAACGCGGUGACUGGCAAGUUUCAGACGUUGCCCGCAAUGCUUUCGAUUUGGAAGGCAAGGUCGUUGGAACUAUCGGAGCUGGUCGUAUCGGUUACCGUGUUCUCCAACGUCUGCUUCCUUUCGACUGCAAGGAACUUAUCUACUACGACUAUGCCCCCUUGCCCGAAGCUGCUGCAAAGACUGUCAAUGCCCGCCGAGUAGAGGACCUCAAGGACUUCGUCUCGCAAUGCGAUGUCGUUACCGUCAACUGCCCCCUGCACGAAGGCACCCGUGGCCUCGUGAACGCUGACUUGCUCAAGCACUUCAAGAAGGGUGCCUGGCUCGUCAACACUGCUCGUGGUGCCAUCUGUGACAAAGACGCUGUUGCAGCAGCCAUCAAGAGUGGGCAGAUCAACGGUUACGCUGGUGAUGUCUGGAAUGUACAACCCGCACCCAAGGACCACUCGUGGCGAACGAUGAAGAACCCUCUCGGUGGUGGAAACGGUAUGGUGCCACAUUACUCUGGUACUACUCUCGACGCCCAGGCGCGCUACGCCCGUGGUACAAAGAGCAUCCUCGAGAACUACCUCACUAGCAAAGCCCAGGAACCUCAAAACGUCAUCGUCGGUGUUGGCAAGUACGAGACCAAGGCUUAUGGUCAGCGCUGAGUGCUUUUUAUUUUGGUUUUGUGGAGGUUCGGCUCGCAUAUUCAAAUGUACUAUAGUCGAUGCCAUUUUUACAUGUAACUUUAUAACUUCUUGUCAGCUCUGUCAGGCGCAAUAUGAAACUUUGAUAACGCGGCGAUCAUAAA